GGCAGCUGAGCAGAACUCGAAUUACUGGCAGCUGGCGAAGUUUGGGGCGAAAAGCAGUGGCUUACCGUAGGUUUUCAUCCGGCAACACGGCCGAGAGGUGCAGGAGCAGAUUGCUUGAUUGGUGAAUCACUCCCCAUGGCGUCUGCGCAGAGGCUGCUUUCGAGGCACUUGUGGUUUGCCGGAAGGUGUUCGCUCUGCAGGCAGUUGCAUACCUCGCCGCUCGAGGGUUUGUCAAAUGGCCAGUCAUUUUCUCAAAGCUCAAGCACAUUCAGCGUCCCUGAGCCACUAGGUCGUCACAGGGAGCCUCUAAGGGUGCAAACCCUCGCAAGGGCCUCAUAUUCAGAAAGAGCGAGAAACGAGUAUGGAGGGGCGGGCGUGCAGGCGGACCGUUACCAAGACCGUUACCAAGAUGGUGGAUCUGAUGAUGAGAUGGAUAGAGGUGGUCCAAGCAGGAGAGGCGGGUUUGAGGACGGCGAGGGGGGAUCAAAAUCAUUCAGGGGGUGGGGAAAGUUCUCAAAGCCAAGCACAUGGGGGACCAAGACAAAAAGGGUUUGGAAGCCCAAGCAGCCACCGUCAUAUGCGGAGGACGACCGGCUCGAGGCUGACGACCUAUAUCCUGUCCGGGAACCAGUGCAAAGAAGCCGGCGGUUCAGUAUCGACAAAACCAAACCCGAAAGCGAUUUUGAUUACACGAGGAGAGAAGAAAAAGUGUCGGAGAGUGGAGAUGAAGUGCGGCGGAAAGUUUUCGGGGUUCGAGAGGAGGUUUCCCAAAGUGCAUCUGUUGUAGGCGAAGAGCGUUUGGAUACGAGCGAGCGGAAAUAUGGGGUACGGGACCGUGUGCCGGGAUUACGGAGUCAGGUUUCUGAAACCCGGGGGAUAACCGAGCGGAAGAAGGACGUGAUCAAAAAGGAGUAUAAGCGUCCGGGGCGCAUUCACACCGAGCAGGACCGGCAGCCGUGGGUGAAGGGGGAACCGCGGGGUGAAAUCCCCCAGCAAGUUUUUGGCGGCUUAAGGAGACAAAGUAGCGGACUAGAGGGGGAGGACGUUGGAAAUGAGGGGCCGUCAGCUUCAAGGGAUCUGGAGUGGGGGCAGCAAAUAGACUUCAAGGUGUACCAAUUUACCCCCCUGGGGAUGAGAGUGAUUAUCCGGGGGGGAUACGACGGGCUUGUGUAUAAGGACCAGAUGGAACUGUACGGAAGGGACAGGAUCGAGAUUGGGGACGUGAUGAAGGGGUGGGUGUUCAAGAUCAGGGACGACGACAAGGUGGACGUCUCCUUACGGGCGUUCGGAGCCGCGCAGUAUGAAGCCGACAAGGCAUACCUAGAAGAACAGCUCAUCAUCUAUGGCGGUUUCAUUCCCCUAAAUAGCAAAUCCCCGCCGCAAGAGAUUGCUGCCAAAUUGCAAUUGACAAAAUCCGGUUUCAAAAAGGCGGUAGGUGGUCUCAUGAAGAUAGGGAGGGCAAUUGAGACGGAUGAGGGGGUCGUAUUGGUCGAAGACGAUGGUACAACAGCCAGUGCAAGGACGUGAUCACUCGAUGGAUGGUCGUUAGUAUCCAAUGGUUUCUAGCUCUGCUGUAGCACGCAUGUGCCUAGUAGAAUUAAGGCACACAGCUGUCAUCAUGUCUGCAUACCAAGCGCCCGGUGGUCACAUACCGUACUAGAAUUAAUUGCACAUGCCGUGCAUAGCAAGCCA
Klebsormidium nitens is the source of this 1692-nucleotide messenger RNA. The record is from the annotation of a GenBank genome assembly. Lineage: Eukaryota; Viridiplantae; Streptophyta; Klebsormidiophyceae; Klebsormidiales; Klebsormidiaceae.